This is a messenger RNA of Laccaria bicolor S238N-H82, 668 nucleotides long. RefSeq lists its product as uncharacterized. Bases 1 to 510 code for a protein of 169 amino acids. The transcript has 4 exons. The record is from RefSeq and is a predicted model, not a curated record. Lineage: Eukaryota; Fungi; Basidiomycota; Agaricomycetes; Agaricales; Hydnangiaceae.
AUGGGGAAGGAUACGAGUACAAGGGUCAAUGAGCUUCUGGUGAUAGCAAAUAAGUGCGGUGAGAUGGAUCUGGAAUGUUAUUCACUCGGUCUCCCCCAAGUUCUAAAGACAGUAACACGCACCAAAAACUGGGUUGAAGCUUGCACGCCCAACCAUGUUUUCAAAAGCAACCAUGGUCUGGGGAUCCGAGCUGGGUUCCUUUUGGCCGGUAAAAUUCCGACAAUUUCUCCGAUCGAAUUCUGCACUGCUUUUGCUUUUGAGCUGUCGUCGGUCGAACACGUUGGGACUCUUCCUCAAGUCGAUCGGCGCAGCUGUACCAUCAUGACCCGGGGAAAUCAACGUGAACAGGAUCGCCUCAAGGCUCAGAAGAAGGCCGUGGCAGGCCAGAAGAAACCGAAGGAGAGUGCGGCUACUUUGGCUAAGCGGAAGGAGGCAGAUGCUGAGAUUUUGAGGGCUAAGCAGAAGAAAAAAGAGGAAGAAAAGGCUGUUGCUGAGGGGAGUAAGAAAUAGCAUCAAUUUGGAGGCUUAAGGGUGCUUUAUUCCUGGGAUCGUAGCGGUCAUUAUUUACUAUUGUCGACGCUAUGAGUCAUGAAGCAGUUACAGCACCCCUUGAUCAGCCUCUGGCAUCCUGACAAUAGGAAUUCUUGGACACUCGCGAUUUUACAUGA